UUUUUUUCAAAACAAAGCAGUGUUGACCUUCAGGUCCUAAAAGCUCAUUUAGAGUGGUUGGGUACGAACAAAACAAACCCCAAGAUUCACUUACCAUGUCUUCUUCUCCACCUCAAUCCCCUUCCUCUUCACCAACCAUGUCCGAUUCCACCUCACCUCUUCUCCGCUCCCGCCAAUCUCCCCGCCGCCGCCAGCCCUUACUCGCGUCGCUCAUAGGCCGAGCUUCGGGUCGGCGAGGAGCUUCGGUGGUUGUGAGAGAGACGGCUGCACAGGAGCUCGAAGACAGACGAGCCGAUUGGGGCUACUCCAAACCCGUCGUGGCUCUCGAUAUGCUCUGGAACAGUGCCUUUGUGGUCGUCGCGGUGGUGAUGCUUUUGAUUUCAAAGGAGGAGGAGCCUAACGUCCCGGUUAGGGUUUGGAUCUGUGGGUACGCGCUUCAGUGUCUUGUUCAUGUGGUGCUUGUGUGGUUGGAGUUUAGGAAGAGGAGCAUGCGCGCUGGGGAUUUGGAAGCUGGGGAAGGCUCUGGUCGUGGACGUAGUCGUGAUAGUGAUGAUGAAGAUGGUGAUGAGAGGAUCCUCAGCGCUAAGACUUGCGAAUCAAUGAACACCAUUGUAUCAUUUGUCUGGUGGAUUGUUGGCUUCUACUGGCUUGUAUCUGGUGGUGAAAUCCUUCUGGAAAAUGCUUCGCAUUUGUACUGGUUGACUUUUGUUUUCCUGGCAUUUGAUGUGUUCUUCGCCGUCUUUUGCGUUGUGCUGGCAUGCCUUAUCGGAAUCGCCCUAUGUUGCUGCCUCCCUUGUAUUAUUGCUCUUCUUUAUGCGGUUGCCGGGCAGGACGGUGCAUCAGAAGCAGAUCUUAGCAUCCUUCCCAAGUACAAGUUUCAGAUGAUGAACAAUGGAGAAAAGCAAAGUGACGGUGGAGGGAAAAUGAUACCCAUGGAGGCAGGCACUGACUAUUCAGGAAACGAACGAGUCCUUUUGGCAGAAGAUGCUGACUGUUGUAUAUGUCUGAGUUCGUAUGAAGAUGGAACAGAGCUGGUGACACUUCCUUGCAACCACCACUUUCAUUCGACGUGUAUUGUGAAAUGGCUGAAAAUGAAUGCGACAUGUCCAUUGUGUAAGUUCAAUAUUGUCGAAGGUAAUGAACAAGACUGAAGUAGAAGAGAGUGACUGUCUCAUCUAUUUAAAUUCUCUUUGAUCCGUUUUUUUUUUUGUAUAGAUUAGAGACACAGAAAAAUGAUUCUUGUCAUGUGUAAGUUGUAAAAUAAAUGUAACUUUGUUGUCUAUCCCUUCAUUUAUCAAAUAUAUAUAUAUAUAUGUUUAUGCCCA
This is a messenger RNA of Brassica oleracea var. oleracea, 1325 nucleotides long. RefSeq names its product E3 ubiquitin protein ligase RIE1-like. NCBI's taxonomy places the organism in Eukaryota, Viridiplantae, Streptophyta, Magnoliopsida, Brassicales, Brassicaceae. Bases 96 to 1151 code for a protein of 351 amino acids. The transcript has 5 exons. The record is from RefSeq and is a predicted model, not a curated record.